AUGCUGACUAAAGACCAGUUCGUUAAGGGUCUAGAACCGCUCAGAUGUGGUAUCUGUUUGGACGACUACAGUACCGAGCAUGUCCCUGUUCAACUUCUAUGUGGCCACAUCUUUGGAGACCACUGCAUCGUCGAACAAGUCGAGGCCGAAAUGCCAAACAGCAACCGCUGUCCGCUGUGCCGUCAAGAGCUUUUCCACCAGGAAAAUACACCUGUAUACGUCAGCGACGAGUCGGUAUUUGACGAAGCCGACGACGAAGCCGAGGGAGAAGAGUGGGAGUUCGAUGAAGAGAGGUAUCAGGAGACACUUGCUGGGCUUCUUCAUGAUAGCGAGCCAGGUAUGGCCAAUCUCGCCUCCUCAGAUCUCAAAAUGCUUACGGACUCAGAAGGACGGACAUAUGGUCUAGCACCCAGUGUACUCCACGCCGAGACCAUUGCCACGACAAGGAGGGAGCGCCUCAAUCGCCAGCGGGAGUUCAGACUGGAGCAUGCCGAGCGCAGGCAAGAUGAGCGCAGGACAACCGUCCCGAAGCUACCUGGACGUACUCGCACCUACAACCAGAUUGAAGCAUCUGAUGUAGAGACGGACGCAGACUGGUCCGGAUCUGAGUAUGAGCCAGAAGAGGACAACGACCCAGCCGAUGAAUGUGAAGAGUGA
Messenger RNA from Alternaria ventricosa, 657 nucleotides. RefSeq lists its product as uncharacterized. Bases 1 to 657 code for a protein of 218 amino acids. Gene Ontology annotation, cellular component: nucleus. Gene Ontology annotation, molecular function: ubiquitin protein ligase activity. The record is from RefSeq and is a predicted model, not a curated record. The transcript has 2 exons. NCBI's taxonomy places the organism in Eukaryota, Fungi, Ascomycota, Dothideomycetes, Pleosporales, Pleosporaceae. Gene Ontology annotation, biological process: interstrand cross-link repair; protein ubiquitination.